Molecule: messenger RNA, 1016 nt
Organism: Metopolophium dirhodum (rose-grain aphid)
Lineage: Eukaryota; Metazoa; Arthropoda; Insecta; Hemiptera; Aphididae
Product: cilia- and flagella-associated protein 300-like
Exons: 6
Coding region: 111-917 (268 amino acids)
Source: RefSeq, a predicted model, not a curated record
CCUAUAACUCAAUGUAAAUAGGUAAAAAUAAUAUAUUAUGUAAUAUUGUUAUUCUAUGCAUAUGUAUAUUAUUAUAUUUCACUAAAAAUAGUAAUUUCCAUAAUAUCGUCAUGUCUACUUUAACAUAUUAUACAUUUUAUCAUCUUCCUAAAAAAGAACCAGUCGGACUGUAUAAUAAGAUUGUUCAAGGAUAUCUUCUCAAAUGGUCAAUGAAGGAAUGUUUACAUGUUCAUUAUUACGCGUUCAAUCAAGAGUUUUUACCGGAUGACAUUGACCAGUUUGCAUUGGAUUUCUUUCGGGACUACAACGUAACAAAAAACGUUCAGGCAAGUUUCAGUCAAUUUGUCGGAAGCGACGUAGCUAAAGUGCAGACUGAAUCCAUUCCCUGCAACGUCACUUCGAUGACAUUCUUCGACAGGCUCUUGGACCCGAAUAACGGCAUCGUCAGUUGCAGCGGCUCUGGCGACGACGAUAACCACGCGAUACGACAGUGUAUGGAAGUGUUCAAAGACGGCAUGUACAUUUCAAAUAAGCUGAAAAUGAUGUUGUUUGAAGACGAAUGCGAAGAAUAUUUGUUGUACAGCGAAGACGAGCGCUCAGAAUUCAUGUUUCGGCUGUUGCAGCAUUUCUCUACCGGUGGCCAAUGGUGUCAAGACGACGUAGUUAUUGAACCGUAUUUGAACGCAAUGAAAUACGUUUAUAAAGAUAUACUCGCUGUCGAAAAAAUUCCCGGCUCCGGAGUACAAGUCUCGUCCAAGGUGUACAAAAUCGUCGCUUUCGAUUCUAACGACACAGUUUUAUUUCCAAAAGAAUGCAGAAAUCUCAUACCUUAUAGUUUCGCUUAUUUAGCAGUAAAUCCUAAGACUCGGACUGUCGCAUUAUUUUAUCAUAAUGUCGGUGACACAAUUUAUACAUGAUAAAAUAUAUUCUUUACUUAUUUGCUGUUCACUAUUGUUUAUUCAAUUUCGUUGUAUGCUUGGGUUGUAUAGAGUUAAAAUUACAUAAAUUAACAUUUU